This is a messenger RNA of Thelazia callipaeda (thelaziosis nematode), 258 nucleotides long. Lineage: Eukaryota; Metazoa; Nematoda; Chromadorea; Rhabditida; Thelaziidae. The record is from the annotation of a GenBank genome assembly.
AUGUUUGGCUUUAAGAAAAGAUGGAUUUCCGUAUUUGUCGUUGCUUAUAAACUUAUUCAAUUUUCAGUAGUGACAGAUGUAAUCUGUCAACGUUCAGCGAGUUCAGUGGGUACGGAAGAGAUACCAUCGUCAUAUCUGGAACAGGGAAUGACUUCUACAAGUUUCACCGAUUAUAGUGGAGGAGGAGGCACUGGCGGUAAUGUAUCAGUGAGUGAGUCGGCUGUUACCAGACAUUCAUUUGGUGUUUUAAGAAUAUAA